Candida albicans SC5314 is the source of this 867-nucleotide messenger RNA. RefSeq lists its product as uncharacterized. The coding region runs from base 1 to 867 and encodes 288 amino acids. NCBI's taxonomy places the organism in Eukaryota, Fungi, Ascomycota, Pichiomycetes, Serinales, Debaryomycetaceae. The transcript has a single exon. The record is from RefSeq and is a predicted model, not a curated record.
AUGCUUUGUAACCAAGCUUUAAUAAGAAAUACACCACGCUUUGUAAGAUGUUUAUCUCGAGGUGCCACCGGCGCUCCAAUAAUAACAUCGAAGAAAGAGAUCUUGGAUAAACAAAAAACCAAACCUAGCCCAUCAGAAGUGAAACCAGUUUCCCGCCGAUUAAAGAGUGCUUCUAAAAAGAAACAGGAAAAAACGAAAACUACAAGCAAGUAUCUUCCGUUAUCAGCAUUACCACAUUUCCCCAAUCCCGAAGAAGCUAGAAUGGGAAGACCUCGUGGAAUCGAUUUCCAAAUACCAAAGGAAUCUCUUAAACUGUCAGAAGUGAAAAUAUCAAAAGAAUUUGACAAGGAAGCACGCGACCUUGCUGGUAAAAUUGAGAGUUUUUCCCAAAAGGAAGCUGACGACCAAGCAUUAAUUGCCAUUUCUAAAGAAAUAGGAAAAUACUUGGAACCCGAGCUAAAUAGAAUGUAUCCUACUAAGGAACACCCAAUGAGAAAAUCAUUAUCCGGUAUGAGUAAGAUAAAUCCAACGUUAGAUAAAAUCGAAGAUAGCUAUUUGUGGGAGAUUUUACCUCCAAAAAAGCUGUUUGGUAUACCGCCAUAUCAACGAGGUGAUCCUUUAGGAUUCAAGGAAUGGGAAAACAAACUUAUUGAGAAAGAAGAAAAGAAACAGUUAGAAGAUGAAGCUUACAAGAAAAAGUAUGGGAAGAUGAUGGCAGAAGUAAGUGAUGCUGAUUCAUUUAUUACGUCAAAACGCGGUGCACGAAAGAGAAUAAAUAGAAAAUUACUUAAAAACUAUAAGAAGUUGGAAAAAGAUGCUAAACUCCCUGCAAAAGACAAAUUAGUUAUAGAGGUCAUAAAAUUGUGA